AUGGCCUUCAGAAAGUGGCUCGACGAUACCAGGAAGAAGUUCCUGACCAAGAAAGACGUGCUCAAAGAGCACAUUAAGCAGAAAUGGAACCAUUUCUGGGAUAUUUCCCACAGCGUGAGCCACACGCCUGUUGAACCAAGCUCCAGUGAGGAGGAAGACGAGGAGGAGGACAACGACGACGACGACUAG
Molecule: messenger RNA, 189 nt
Organism: Alternaria ventricosa
Lineage: Eukaryota; Fungi; Ascomycota; Dothideomycetes; Pleosporales; Pleosporaceae
Exons: 1
Coding region: 1-189 (62 amino acids)
Source: RefSeq, a predicted model, not a curated record